Molecule: messenger RNA, 831 nt
Organism: Porites evermanni
Lineage: Eukaryota; Metazoa; Cnidaria; Anthozoa; Scleractinia; Poritidae
Source: the annotation of a GenBank genome assembly
AUGGACGUUUGUUGUUUUGUUUCACAGGUUUUCGAAGUUUAUGAGCCUUUGCGAUUAAUAUAUCGCAAUUCGGACAACGAAACAAAAUUGCAAGUUCUUCAAGCAUCACUAUCCUGCGUGUUGACGCCAAAGACUGUGUGGAAAUUAUAUGAAAGAAUAUGUCGUACACUCUCAACCUGUGAACCCCCCUUGGAGCAAGUUGAAGAACUGAGCCACAAAUGUAAACACUGUUUUUCUGGUACUGUUGUUAAGGUAUUGCCUCAUCGAAUACCAGGUGGAAAGUUAUCGAGUCUUCUCCCUGUGCUUACUUAUCGAGCAGUUGGUGUUGAUAUUCGAUUAUUGCAUGUUGUUCGCGACCCAAGAGCAAGUAUAAAUUCCAGGAUAAAACUGGGAUGGUUCCCCGAGUUCAAUCAUACAAAAUUUACGAAAAUGGUUGAAAACUAUUGUAAUGUCAUCAUUGACAACAUCGAGUUCGGCCAAAACCUUGAUGAUUCGGUCAAACACAGAUAUAAGCUUGUUUUCUAUCGGGACAUUGCUGCUCAGCCGCUUAAUACAGCAAAAGAAAUCUUUACAUUCGCAGGGAUGGAUCUUGAUGAGAAUACUUUCGAGUGGAUAAAAGCCACAACAAAUCUUAGUAACAAGGCGGAAGCAAACAAAGCGAAUUUUAAGAGUCCAUACUCGUUGGUGAGGAAUUCUAAAGCGAACAUUGAAAAAUGGCGAAUUGAAUCUCCACCCGAACGUACAAAUGCCAUAGAGAAUAUUUGUAAGCCACUGUUGGAACUUAUAGACGAACUGAGCAUGAGUGAGAAUGUUCAUUGGAUAACUGAGUAA